GCCGGAGUGGCGCGGGCGGCGAGAGUUGUCGUAUCGAAACCGAAAGUUGGGGGGCCUUUGUGGUUGGUGCGUCUCGUGGUGCGAUCCUCGGAGGAACUGCCGGAAUGUGUCUUCUCUACCUGUUCGUGAACCCGCAGCCGAAACCGGACGAAUACCUGCUCGUGCUCGCCAACGUGAGGGACGAGUUCUUCGGACGACCGACGAGUGGCUGCCAUGUGUGGGAACGGAAUCCGCAGCUGGUCGGACCCAUGGACUUGGAAGAAGGCAAGGCCGGAGGGACCUGGCUGGGUAUGAACGUGACCGGAAAGCUGGCUUCUCUGCUCAACAUCAUCCAGCCACUCGACGAGAUCACCGGAGACGAGAAGCUGCCCAGGGGUCACCUUGUUGUCAAAUACCUGGAGGGUCAGCACGACGGCGCAUCCUACCUCAGGGACUUGAGCAGAAGGGCAGAGGACUUCGACCGCUUCCUCCUCGUCACGCUGGACAUCAGACCGUCCAGGCAAGACAUUGAAGCGACUUGCUACACCAACGCCCUAGACGCGCCACCCGUGCCCUUACAACCCGGUUUCCACGCCUUCGGGAACAGCAACCCGCUGCGCCCCUGGCGGAAGGUGGUGGAGUCCCGGCGUCAGUUCAGCGACAUCGUCAGGCGGUUCGGCAAGACGAGCCGGAAACAGGCCCUGGUUGACGAACUGCUCGCCAUGAUGCGGAACAGCACAGAGUACUUCCCAGACGCGCAGCUCCUGAAGGACGCAGAAGGGCGGUCCGAAGAGUCGCUUCGAGGCCUCAGCUCCGUCUUCGUGAGGGUCGAGGACGAGUACUACGGAUCCAGGACGCACACCGUGAUCCUGGUGGACUCGAUGGGCAGCGUGGACUACGUGGAGCGCACCAUGCAGCAGCCCAUCGACCUGGACAGAGACGAGCCGUGGCUCACGACCGUGCACCGGUUCGGCAUUCAGGAGACCGGCUCCCUGGUGUCCCGGCUCUGAAGGCCUCCGCAAAGGGGAAGGAGACGCCUUCUGGACUGCCCAAGGACCGCCUCCUUGUGUCAUCUGGGUGGUGCGCGCCCGAGUCGCCCCUCCGGUUAUCAACCUGCUUCGUAUUUAUUCCAACACCAACGCGUGCCUUCCUGCGGGACAUGCAUCGACAUUGCAGACUUCUGGCUUUCUCAUCGCAAGAUUCAACGGACUCAUUUUGUGUAAUGAAACUUUUUUUUGCUUUUGUAUUUGUGUGUGUGUGUGUACCACUUCAGCUGCAGCCUCAACGAAGCGAGCACUAUAAAUAAAUAAAUUGCCACGUUACGUGCUGCUCCACGUGCUA
This is a messenger RNA of Ixodes scapularis (black-legged tick), 1320 nucleotides long. Its product is annotated as transport and Golgi organization protein 2 homolog. Lineage: Eukaryota; Metazoa; Arthropoda; Arachnida; Ixodida; Ixodidae. The transcript is spliced from 7 exons. Gene Ontology annotation, biological process: Golgi organization; protein secretion. The coding region runs from base 105 to 989 and encodes 294 amino acids. The record is from RefSeq and is a predicted model, not a curated record. Gene Ontology annotation, cellular component: Golgi apparatus.